GUGCCUUACGCAACCCAACUAUCACUACAAGAAGCCACAGGUCCCGCAAUGGAAGAAGUCGUAUUUCUACAUGACCACGUUCUCCUCCUCACCUUCCUAAUAUCCCUAGUCAUCCUACUCUUCGCCACAACAGCCAUCACAGCUACCGUAACACACAAUGAUCCAACAGAAGAAGUAGAACAACUAGAAGCGGCCUGAACCGCCGCCCCAAUUAUAAUCUUGAUCCUUACCGCCCUUCCAUCUGUCCGAUCACUCUACCUAAUAGAAGAAGUAUUUGACCCAUAUGUAACAAUCAAAGCAACAGGACAUCAAUGAUACUGAAACUACGAGUAUACAGAUGGAACUAAUGUCUCAUUCGACUCUUACAUGAUUCAGACACAAGACCUACCAAACAGCGCCCCUCGCCUACUAGAAGUAGACCACCGAAUGGUGAUACCAGCCAACUUACAAACCCGUAUUGUAGUUACUGCAGAAGAUGUCCUACAUUCUUGAGCCAUCCCAUCCUUAGGAAUUAAAGUAGACGCUGUACCAGGACGACUCAACCAACUCCCAUUAGCCACUUCCCGAACAGGCGUAUUCUUCGGCCAAUGUUCAGAAAUUUGUGGCGCAAACCACAGCUUCAUGCCUAUCGUAGUAGAAGCCGUACCACUAAACUACUUUGAACAAUGGCUAACCACAGAACAAUA
Python bivittatus (Burmese python) is the source of this 686-nucleotide messenger RNA. The record is from the annotation of a RefSeq genome assembly. NCBI's taxonomy places the organism in Eukaryota, Metazoa, Chordata, Lepidosauria, Squamata, Pythonidae.